Molecule: messenger RNA, 936 nt
Organism: Phaeodactylum tricornutum CCAP 1055/1
Lineage: Eukaryota; Bacillariophyta; Bacillariophyceae; Surirellales; Neidiaceae
Exons: 5
Coding region: 1-936 (311 amino acids)
Biological process (GO): positive regulation of mitochondrial fission
Cellular component (GO): mitochondrion
Source: RefSeq, a predicted model, not a curated record
AUGGCAUUCUUUUGGAAUAUCGCGAAUCGUUCCAGAGUACCUCUUUCAGCAGCUCUUGUCUCUCAGAUGGCGCGUGUCAUGACCUUUUGUGAUAAACCGAAAGAGGUGUCCGAUUCACAGGCUGUAGAAUCUGAAGGUGAGGGUGGCCCUGAAAAGCAAUUCCGGGAGGGUAUGCAGCCUGAUGCGGAUGGAGAUUAUCACGGUAUUUUUCCCAAGCGGCAACUCUGGAAGCCGAAGUUUGAAUAUCCUUUAUGGGAUACGAACUGGGACGGAAUGGAACCACCAUUGACGGGCGACAAAGAAAUGGACCGCAAAAAAAUGCGGGAGAUUCGCAGACAAGGAGUAACUCGACACAUUAUUCUCGUAAGGCACGGACAAUACGACGAAACCCAUAAAGAAGAUGAGAAACGGAUAUUGACCCCCCUCGGGCGGGAGCAGGCAGAGUUGACUGGUAGGCGAUUAGCAGAGAUGAUUGCAGGUGCGGAAAACAAUUUUGGAUCCUGCAAAAUUAAAGUGCUUCGGGUUUCAGACAUGGCCCGUGCGAAAGAAACAGCCAACAUUAUUGCUUCGCAGAUUCCCGGUAUUCCUACUAGUGAACCCGAUACCCUACUCAACGAAGGACGACCGUGCCAUCACAUACCUGGAGGAAAGGCUACCACCAAGGUCGUCGUAACGACCGAUGACAACCAUCCACGUAUCGAAGAAGCUUUCCGAAAGUAUUUCUACCGGGAGCCAAUUUCUUUUUCUGGAGACGUAGAGACUCCGCCAGAAACAGCCAAUACAACAGUGGGCUCAGACGAAGAACACCACGAGUUUGAAAUUAUUGUCUGUCACGCCAAUGUGAUUCGCUAUUUUUUGAUGAGCAUGCAUUUUACGCUAAUGGAUGGAAUUUAUGGUUGGCAGGGCGCUACAGCUUCCUCCAGAGGCGUGGCUUAG